AUGGCAAAGCUUGGCAAACCCAAAGGGAGCCGCAACAAAAAGACGCUAGAGAGACUGAUGGCCGCUCCACCAAGGCCAAGUCUGGCCAGGAGUUCUUUCAGUGAGCCGGGGUCAUCAGGCCAGCCAACAUCACGCGAUAAUGAUAACGUUGACUUGGCGAUUCUUGGGGCCGAUCCACACUUGGACUCGAACGACAUCCUCGGCGCAUGCCAUCAGGAUCAAUACACGGGACGAGGUUCGUUCUACCCACCCUUGAAUGCAAAGGACCUGUGGUCUGCGGUAUCAGAUCCACGAGAGUUCAUCGAUCCCGAACUCUCUGCCGAGGGACCCUCGAAGGGAGAUCCUGCGGGCAGUUGGGUGGACAGGGAGUGGCAGGAGCUGCUUGGAGACGUUUCGGGCGACAAAUCAGCGUUCUCCCACUUCGCAUACGUGGGCCUCGAUGAUAUGGCACAAAGCACUGCUGAGGUCUCUGGCAGCCCAACGAUGGUGCUUGAUUCGGACUCAGGGGCCAGCGACCAGGUGUGCAGCUGCUUCAAGAGGCUGACGGACCACCUUCAGGACCUGAAUAUCACAGAACGCCAGCAGAGCAUAAUCUCCUCUGAUACUUUGCUCCAAAAAUCGUGUGGCGUCCUGGUUUUCAGCCAAGGCGUCCUGGCAUGCCGCCACUGCCACUUAGACUCCAAGAUACUCCUGCUGCUCAUGACGGUACUUCAAACAGUCCUGAAUUGGGUCUACGUGGAGAGCAAGCAGCACAAGAACAAGACCCGUGAGAUACCUGCUAUCUACUUCGGCACCUGGAAAGUGCCAGAAGCCCAUGGGCAUCUCAUCCAGGGGUUAUUGACGAGCCAGGUCCUCGCUGGUCUCCAGUCCAUUGUCGAUACCCUCCGUUUGCGCGUGGACGAGAUAUCACUCGGUGCAAGCAAGGCCGAGGGAAUGUAUCAGUAUAUGGAUGCCGAGUCACUUCGACACGCGCUGCAGCGGUUGGUGAGACUCCUGGGAGAGGUGGCUGUGGUUUCUAAACCUUAG
Messenger RNA from Diaporthe citri, 1026 nucleotides. RefSeq lists its product as uncharacterized. The record is from RefSeq and is a predicted model, not a curated record. The transcript has a single exon. Lineage: Eukaryota; Fungi; Ascomycota; Sordariomycetes; Diaporthales; Diaporthaceae. The coding region runs from base 1 to 1026 and encodes 341 amino acids.